UCUAACCCAGUAACCCCCACGCCCCACCCCCAAACGGAACCUAGCCCCUCUCUUCUCCGUUCUCACAGUCUCGCUCUCUACACCCUCAGCGCCGGCGAGACCGUUCCUCCCACCACCUUGCAGCCCCGCGAAGCCUUCCUCCCAGCGCCGCCGAAUCUUUCCUCCCACUGCUCCCAGGACCUCCUCGCGGACAGAGAGAGCAACACGAAGCCUCAGCCACAGCCAGCGCCCAGCAGCCCAGCACCACCCUCGCACAGUCGCACCUAGCAGGCCAGCAGUAGCACAGCACCAUCCACUCACCCAGGACCACCCAGCGGACAGAGCACCACGCCACCACCCAGCAGCGUUUCUGGCCACCCACAACACAACACCUCCCAUCCAGUCACCGAUUCAAGUCAGAGAUGGAGCCCGAGCCACUGAGUCAGGUAUAAAGGUGGACCAGCAUUACCGAGGAAGUUGAUCUCGCAGGGUGCUGCACAGAAGCAAUAUAGCGUUGAGGUUCACCCACUCAUUUUGAAGUUGACUGAUGCCAGAGAUAACAAUGUGUUAACUGUAAAAUUAAGCAAAAAGGUACCAAUUGAUUUCAUAUGGGGUUGUCUUGUUGUCUUCUUGCAAUCCUAGAUUCCUAGGCGUCGGUAUCAAGAAUCAACAGAAUCUUUCUUCUCGUUGUUGACGGUUAACCACGGACACACCUCUGCGCUGGCGAAGUUCCCUGCCACGCUUGGCUGCUUCAUUUUUUGCGACACAGACACCAUAUGGAUCUUCUGCGCGACGCAUAUUACCAUUCUUCAGACGACGAAGAUCAGCCCAAACGUCAGAGGCUCUCACUCUCGUCUUCUUCUUCUUCUUCUUCUUCUUACCCACCAAAACCCUAUUUUCCUCCAACUCCUCCUCCAUCUUCUUCUCUCAAUCCAAAUCCCAUUCCUGGAAGCUAUGUUUCAAAGAGACAACGAGCACUUCUCGCUCCUCUCCCUGACCCUGACCCUAUGCCUCUCCCGCUUCACUCUUCGUCUACACAUUCUGCCACAGGAAGUAUCUCAGAUGCUGAUAUACCACGUAAUGUUCUAUCAUUGCUGAAAAACAAACCGAAGUGUCAUCAAAGACUGAAUCCGAUUCCUGAAAAGCUAUCUGCGGCUCUAUGUGGGCAUACCAAAGCCGUCAAUGCUAUACAUUGGUCAUCAACUCAUGCUCAUCUCCUUGCAUCUGCUGGGAUGGAUCAUACGGUUUGCAUUUGGAAUGUAUGGAGCAGAGAUCAGAAGAAAGCACGCAUGUUGAACUUCCACAAUGCAGCGGUGAAAGAUGUGAAAUGGUCUCCACAAGGGCUCUUUCUACUUUCAUGUGGGUAUGAUCAUACAUCGAGAUUGAUCGACGUUGAAAAGGGAUCAGAGACUCAGGUUUUCAAAGAAGAUCAAGUUGUUGGAGCUAUUAAGUUCAAUCCGAACAAUUCAAAUCUUUUCCUUUCUGGGGGAUCACAGGGCCAUAUCAAACUAUGGGAUAUCAGAACUGGAAAAGCAGUGCAUAACUAUACUAGGAAUUUAGGUCCUAUUUUGGAUGUUGAGUUUAUGGUGAAUGGGAAGCAAUUCAUUUCUUCUAGUGAUGUAUCUAGGAGCAAUGUCAGCGAGAACUCUAUCAUUGUUUGGGAUGCUUCAAGGGAGGUUCCGUUGUCUAAUCAGGUUUAUGCAGAAGCUUAUACUUGUCCAUGUAUAAGGUGCCAUCCAUUUGAUUCGACUUUUGUUGCCCAAUCAAAUGGGAAUUACAUUGCUAUUUUUACUGCCACCCCGCCUUACAGACUCAACAAAUAUAAGCGGUACGAGAGCCAUGGUGUCUCGGGCUUUCCAAUUACUUGCAACUUCAGCUUGGAUGGGAAGAAGCUUGCCUCUGGGUCUUCAGAUGGUUCUAUUUACCUUUACGAUUAUCAGUCAUCAAAAGUUUUAAACAAAAUCAAGGCCUACGACCAAGCAUGCAUCGAUGUCGCCUUCCACCCUGCUCUACCUAACGUUAUCGCUUCGUGCUCGUGGGACGGAAGAAUUUCUGUGUUUGACUUGCAAACAUAAAAACUGGAAGGAGUGCACAGUUUUUGGUUUCUUUGAGUCAAUGUAGUGGUUCCUGUUUUGUUAUAACUAAAGGUUUGAACGGUGAAACCUCUCACAGGUUUUAUUUCUUGAAAGUCUUGUGUUUUUUUAAUUAUUCUACCAUUCAGAUUAGGUUUAUUGUUAUUCCAUUACAGAUUAGGUCAAGGUGAAUCAUGUUGUUUACAGAACUGUUCAAAAGUAUUUGCCUCAAGUGAGAAAUCAAUGACUAAACUCUAAUGAUGUGACAGAUUCUUGUUCUGAACAGUAUAGCAACUACAAAU
Arachis duranensis is the source of this 2353-nucleotide messenger RNA. RefSeq lists its product as uncharacterized. NCBI's taxonomy places the organism in Eukaryota, Viridiplantae, Streptophyta, Magnoliopsida, Fabales, Fabaceae. The coding region runs from base 756 to 2054 and encodes 432 amino acids. Gene Ontology annotation, molecular function: protein binding. The transcript has 5 exons. The record is from RefSeq and is a predicted model, not a curated record.